Lipotes vexillifer (Yangtze River dolphin) is the source of this 734-nucleotide messenger RNA. RefSeq names its product N-alpha-acetyltransferase 40, NatD catalytic subunit (gene NAA40). Bases 56 to 649 code for a protein of 197 amino acids. Lineage: Eukaryota; Metazoa; Chordata; Mammalia; Artiodactyla; Lipotidae. The record is from RefSeq and is a predicted model, not a curated record. The transcript has 6 exons. Gene Ontology annotation, cellular component: nucleus. Gene Ontology annotation, molecular function: protein N-terminal-serine acetyltransferase activity; histone H2A acetyltransferase activity; histone H4 acetyltransferase activity.
UCGAGCAAAGCAAAGGAGAAGAAACAGAAGCGGUUGGAGGAGCGAGCAGCCAUGGAUGCUGUCUGUGCCAAAGUGGACGCCGCCAACAGGGUUAAAUGUCUCCAUUGAAUGUAAGCGAGUGUCUGGCCUGGAGCCGGCCACCGUGGAUUGGGCCUUCGACCUGACCAAGACCAAUAUGCAGACCAUGUAUGAGCAGAGCGAGUGGGGCUGGAAGGACAGAGAGAAACGCGAGGAAAUGACGGAUGACCGAGCCUGGUACCUCAUCGCUUGGGAAAACAGUUCGGUUCCCGUAGCCUUUUCUCACUUCCGGUUUGACGUGGAGUGCGGGGAUGAAGUCCUGUACUGCUAUGAAGUGCAGCUGGAGAGCAAGGUGCGGCGGAAAGGCCUGGGGAAGUUCCUCAUACAGAUCCUGCAGCUCGUGGCCAACAGCACACAGAUGAAGAAAGUUAUGUUAACGGUAUUUAAGCACAAUCAUGGUGCCUACCAGUUCUUCAGAGAAGCGCUGCAGUUUGAAAUCGACGACUCUUCCCCAAGCCUGUCCGGUUGCUGUGGGGAGGACUGCUCCUAUGAGAUCCUGAGCCGGAGGACCAAGUUUGGGGACAGCCAGCACUCCCAUUCGGGUGGGCACUGUGGUGGCUGCUGCCACUGAACUCCCAAGCUCUCUCCAAGGCCUGUUCUCUCCCCGGUUUCAAGCCGCUUGCCAGGUGCCCUCAGAGCUGUGGCCUCCUCAGCCC